AAUGCGUGCAGAUCAGCCUGUCUGCAGGGGCAGAUUGCUUGCCCGCUCGAUAGCUCGCAGCAGCUAACUGCUACUUGUUGUCACCCAGAUUCGAACGUACAACAACGGCAAGCAGUCACGGCACGACGACGGCUGCAAGCCAUUUCCCAUCUCAUCUUCUGGUGUCCCGCCAUCGUCUCGUUUCUCGACAACUCUGACGAAGAGAUAGGCACACAAUUAUAGAGACACGCGAUCGUUCCGUUCGCUGGCUGCCGCUGCUACUGCGGCUAUUAUUUGUUAUCGUUGCUUUACUUUAAUUUUGUUAAUACGAUACACGAUGCCGGAAUGCUACAGUACGGCAGGGUGCUGAUUUUGUCGUAGACAGAGCGCGUCCUCGCUGUGGAGGCAGGAUCGUUAUAGGUUGCUUAAAUCAAUAAUGUCUUUUCUACUGUCUUAGUUUAACCGUGGUGGAAAUGAUAGUGGCAGUCGAAAGUGCUAUAUGCUACUGGUAAUACUGGAUUGUCGUUGUUGUGCUCGCCUAGAGUAUAGUGACGAGUGACCUUCAUGGAGUGACGAGUGCUUAGAGAAGUGCCAUGGAAUAGUGUGACCGGCGUGUGAGUUCAAUACCAGUAGCAUAAGAAUUACAAUAUUUACAUUAUUGCAAUAAUUAUUGUUCGGGCUCGCAGUGCGUGAGUGCAGAGCGGAAAAGCGGUUUAGAUCCUGCCUCGGUACCGAAUUUCGUCAAUGCUGAGAUGAACUGUAAUCCUGUACCGUGCAUUCAACAAUUCGAUUGAACCACUUACCUGGUGCUGGUGUUACAUAUACAAACAAAGCUGUGCUGUGAUGAUAAGUGUUUAGCUAUCUCUAAUAGUUGGUUGUUUUUUGUGUUGUUAGUUUUUGUGUCGUUGAUUUCACGCAGCUAAAGUUGAAAUUGAGGUUCGUGUCUUCUCAUAGGAGUGUUAUUCAAUGAUUUGGUGAAGUGUGAUCAUCAACACUCUACAUCAGAAACAUUACCUGUCUUCUUAAGAGACUGUAGCCGUCACCAAUAAUCAGGUGUUCUGCCGGCAGGUUGCACGAAGAACUUUGCAUGUGCGACUAGUAUAGCCUAUAUCGCAAAAGUUGAAAAGGAGAAGCACCAUAGACGAAGUGCCAUCAUUACAAACAUUGAUAUUUAAUCGUCGCUCUAUGGUUGAUCAUUCGUAAGAAUCCAAUGCUAGAAAUACUUGUCGAAGAAAGUACCAAUGAAAGGGUAGACUGAUUUUGUUCAACCAGCGUUGAGGAGCCGCCGUUUGUCAAUGGGAUACACUCGAAUAUCGUUUCUGACUGCCAUAUACGCCUGUGGCCUAUACACAUAGCUAGUACAAAGAGCGAAUAGAGAAUAAAAAGUCUGCUGCAGUCCCUGUUUUAGGACCACCAUGGAGAUUCGACCUUCAGAGUCGCCGAUAUACGGUGGCGUGCCAAUCGAGCUCGAAUUCUCGGUUGAGCUCUGUCCUGAAGCUGAGCAUAAUCUGCCGCACGCUUUUUAUCUUGUCUUCGAAGGUUCUCGAGCCAGACACGUUUGCCGCGCUCAACUCAUUCACCAGUCCAAUAAUGGUCGUUUACUUCUGCUCACAACAGCGCCCCCACAUGACCGCGUCGAGGAGACGAAAUUACGAGCAUUCUAUCGGGGUCAUUUGGGAACAAGGCCUGUGUUAUUUCAUACGACGCAAUUUCAGUUUGUCUCGGAUGCUGCUUAUCAGGUAGCCUCCACGUUGAUUCGCACGCAGCUGUCGAAUACUUCGUCGCUGAUUCUCGAAAGGGUAAUUAAAGGUCGGCUAGAGCUGAGGACGCAGAUGCACUGCCUGCGGCGAGUGGAUCGCAGGCUGGCGGCCGCUUUUCGAGCGAUACAGAAACCGGAAAGGUGGACUAUUGCUCCAUUGGCAACGACGAACAGGACAAGCAACAACAAUAAUAAUAAAGAUGAAAGUGAGACGCUCCUUCAUUUAGCGUCCCGGAUGGGCCUUUCCGAGCUCUGUGAAUAUCUGCUUUGUUGUCCCGGAUCGCUGGUCGCUCUAAAAACUCCCAACUCACAGGGUAGUCUCCCCCAGGAUCUCGCCCGACAGAAUGGCUACGACAAACUUUCCGAAAAGCUAGCCAAUUACCGUAGUUCCUCAUGCGUCAAGUCGGAGAAUCCCUUACUUUAUGAUUGCGUAAUCUCUGAAGGACGCGACCAUUGCUUGCCACCAACCAUUACCACGAACCUCUUAAGCGAUCAUCAGCCUGAUGAAGUAAGCGACAUCGAUCGACUAGAGGAGCUGAUUGCGUCGGUCGAACGCGUGGUGUCGCCUAUGCCGCUGAUGAGCUACGGAGCGGCGGUCGGGGCCGCUAAUGACUUCAACAUUAAUUACCCAACUUCCACGACAAUAGAGCAAUCCUCACAAACAGGUGUUAGUCAAGAAGCGCAUCGGAAACAACAAAAUUCUGUGAAUGGCAACGCUGAUGGUCAAAUGUGUCAAGAUGGCGACACAAGCGGCAGCCAGCAGAUCACUCAAGCUCUAGGGCAUAUAGAAGAUAAUCACGCGGCACAGGACAGCAAAAAAGAGGUGCUGAGACGUCCGUCAUUUUGUCGGCUGUCUUCGUCAUGUCCGUCAAUCCCCCACCACCUCGUGCACGGCGCGGCGGCAGCGGGCGCAGCGGGCCAGGGGACUGUGGGGGUACACAGCUCGUACUCGCAAGCAGAGAUCCACCCCGUUUCCACGCACCACGGCCAGACAUCGUCCUCCGCAUCCACAAUUUCAUCGGCAGGAAUAACACCGCUAACCUCAUCCAGUUUGCAGCAGCAAGAACAGCCGGGCUCUCAGCUACCACGCGCCUCCACAUCAACAGGCCACCACAAACAACUUCCGAUGCAUCCGGACAACGAGGCCACUCGCUUGAUGGUAAAUUCAAAAAAGUCAUCUGUGUCUAGUUCCGCGCUGGACUCGGUGGCGCUCCGCAGUUCUCCGGCGGGGGACGAUGAUGACGAUGAGGCCGUUAACAAUGUCAAGAUCCUCGUUAACGAUAUCACUCCGGCCAGCUCACAGGAGUUUUUGCAGGCAUCAAACCCGUCAUCGAGGCGAUCCUCCGCCAGUGAUGUACGCCACAGUCCCUUUCAGGGCAAUUCAAUCGGCGGGAACACCGCGCAACGACUCGCAAAGCGAAGUCAGCUCCAAAGCCAGAAUUCAGAAAGUUCGAGGCGGCAAAGCUGGACCGAUUUGAGUAAGACGGACGCAAUUAUAAGUCAGACCGACAUCAUUGGAGGCAUCACAUUACCGUUGCUCCAUGGAACCCAUGAUAGCCCCAAGACGGUAAACAACCGACGGGCGCAUAAGUCGCCGAUCAAACUGCAGAGAAGUGUAAGUCUGAAUAGUUUAAAAUCAGCCGGCGUAUGCGACGGUGGGGGACCAGACAGCGCAAGUAAUUCGAGUUCAGAACUUCACACCUCAAGCACCAAUAAGGGGGCGCCUCCGACAUCAUCAGCGACCUCGGACAGCUCGACCACGGCGUCAGGCAAUACUAUUUCACUGCAGACAGAUAUCAGCCGAAUAUCGGCAGAGAACCAGACGACGGUCGGCGGAUCGGCUGGGGUCAGCCGACUAGCCGUAGCAGCUCCGGGAGCGGGAAAGCCGCCCAGCGGGGCAUUUUCAUCGUCUCAUUCAAACUUAACGACCACAUCAAGCACUUAUGCGGGGGGCGGCAGUACUCAGGCAGGUUCGCCGAUUGUCUCCCAGAGCUCAGCAAUCGGAAUCCCAGCAGGUAACGUAACAGCUGGCAUUGGAGGUUCGGAUGCACUUCAUCGGGGACAACUGCCGCCCUUACAAUUACUGCCCUCUAGCGAGCACAACUACUCUAUGCAACCCCCUCCUUCCCCGAGACAGCAUAGGUCGGCGAGCAGUGGUGAGACCAUGUUGCUCCUUCAUCGCUGCCAGGAGGAUAUGCCGCAACAGUCAGCGCAGACCGGGGCGCUAGCAGCUCCGAGCAGUGGGGCUCAAAGUGGCGGACCCCCUCCAGUGCCGCCCAAGUUCGCGAAGCCUCUCCCACCUGGUGUAUUGAGCAAGAAACUGCCGCCCCCAUCGCUGCAGAAAAGCGUUUCUACACCUUCCAUUGUUGUCGCUCAGGAGACCCUCUUGCAGCAUUCUCAAUCCGACAGAAAUGUCUACAGUAGCCGAGUGGAAGACCAUGCGUCGCUGGUGCACCAGCUGAGCGUGGGCAAUGGUAGCCGUUCCGCGGGGCAGCUCCCGCACACAGCUGCCGCAACUCAACCAGGGGCAGGUCCGACUGUAACAGCGGCUGGGCACCAUCUGUCCCAGUUACCUCACCUGUCGCAGCCAUCGGGCCGAACGGGGCCGCCUCACAAGAGUUCCUUGCUACACAACCAGAGAUCAAUAGUGUACCUUCUUGAAGAGGAAGACGAACAACCAGAUACACCCCACGUUCAGGACUACGUCGCUAUGGUCUGCCGAUCGCAAAGCGCCACUGGACGGCCGGUGGCAGCCGCGGGGCUCCUGAACAGCCACGGGAGCCAUGGAGGGCUGGGGGGCAACGUCGCUUCAGCCGCCGACUCCGACGAUGAGAAGUUCAUCGGGAAAAGAACCAAGAAAAGGGGAAGUCUUUUCUUCAGGAAGAAAAAGGACCCGAGUAAGGCCGGAUCGCCCUCUUCUCAGGGAGGCACCCCUUCACCACCUCCGGGCAGGCCCAUCGGCCACCAGUUUGUGGCCAUUUCGUACAGCAUUGGUUCAGUUCAGUGUCACGUGUGCUUCAAGUCGCUCGACAAUCGACCCGCUCUACGAUGUGAAAUCUGUAACGUUGCUGUGCAUGAUGUACAUUCGUGCCGUGACCAGAUCGCCGACUGCACUAAGUUCAAGACAUUGCUGAACAAGAGUAUGCUGAUCAACAAGUCAGCCAGUCAGCUCGCCGUCAAAGAAAGAUCUUCCGCUAAUCUCGCUUCAGCUUUGAAGUCCAGUGCGUCGGGUUUAGGAAGUAAAGAUCGUAAGCUGCAGCAGCCACAAGCAAGCAGCACCUUCUCUCGGAGUAAUAUCAUACAGAAUGUACAGACACUGCAGAACGACACCACAGGCGGUUCUAGCAAGGAAUCGUCGCCAAGUUCUGCGGCGAAAGGCAGUGGCACAACGGGAGAAGAGCUGGACUCGCCGCAUGGACCGCAUGGAGCGGAUAUGGCGGAAUUGUAUGCUGGGUCUCUGAAUUUCCAUGAGCCGGGUUCAGCCUCGAUGGAAUCGCUCGACUCUGGUAGCCAGGCGUUAGAGGAACUCAUUGGAAGGGAUCUCGAUGAUCCGAUACUGCGACUACUUGAUGACGAACCAUCCCAAUGGAGUGUCACCGUUGACAAAAAGGUCGUCAAGAAACUGAAAGAGCGAGAUGUCAAGCGACAGGAAGCUAUAUACGAGCUCAUCUUGACCGAAAAACAUCACUGUGUCACCCUCAAGAUAAUGGAAAAGAUCUACAUGGAUCGCAUGUGUAACGAACUCCAGCUUCAACCAGAGAUGGUGAAUCGAAUGUUUCCGCGUCUCGCUGAGCUUCUGUCGUUCCAUUGUACGUUCCUCCUUUUGCUCAGGUCAAAGCAGGCACAGGCGAACCCCGACAACCAGACCAUUGACACCAUCGGGGACGUCCUGUUACAGAUGUUCCAAGGAGAUAGUGCGACAAAAAUGCUGACGGCAUACGGCGCCUUCUGUUCAAGGCACAAGGAUGCUGUUGCUGUCUACAAGGAGAUGCUCAAAGCCGAGAAAAAAUUUGCCCUCUUCAUCGCGAGACGGAGCCGUCUUGCAUUGUGCAAGGGUCGCGGAAUUCCAGAGUGCAUCCUCCUGGUCACGCAGCGUCUAACGAAAUACCCGCUAAUGAUUGACGCCCUAAUCAAAAGUUCGAAAGAUCAUCCCGAUGAAAUCGAACGGCUCAAAGUUGCACAAGUCCUUGUCAAAGACGUGAUUAACGGCGUCAACGCGCAGGUGGCUGAAGCAGAGCGGGAUGCGCGACUUCUCGAGAUCUACCAUAAAGUGGACGCAAAGUCAACGGCGUACCUCAAGGGCCACAAAUUUAAAAAGUCCGAUCUGCUAUCAAGCAAUAGAAAACUCAGGCAUGAGGGGACCAUCUCUCUGAAGAAUGCUCGCAACAAGCAAUUAGACGUUACGGCAGUACUGUUGUCAGAUGUAAUAUUCUUCCUGCAAGAGAACAACCAAAAAUAUGUGUUCGCCGCAUUCGAUAAUAAGCCGAGCGUGAUCUCUCUGCACAAACUGCUUGUCCGAGAGAGAGCAGGCCAGGACGCCCGGGCGCUGUAUCUCAUCUCGUCCAACCCUGAGGAGCCCGAGAUGUUCGAGUUCAUCUGCGUCUCACCCAAGGAUAAAGCCUUCUGGCUCGAUGCCAUUCGUAAGGCCAUCGAGACCUGUCCAGCAGAAACCGAUGACUCGCAGGAGAAAGAUGCCGAAGAAGUGGCUCGCGCCGAUCGACUGCGUCACUUACAGAUCUUGCUUCAUGAUGGAGACCGAUCUAUUGCGCAAAUCUGCCAGGUGAAGCUGACAAUCCUCAUCGAAAUGUUAGAGAUCAUCGGAGUGGAUCAGGAUACUAUUGAUAAGAUUAAUCCCCGCGACUUCAAAUACGGCGACUUACUCCAGAAACUGUCGCCGGAAGAGACUAAUCAGAUGUUGCUUACGGCAGCUAGUCAGGUGCAUCAAAUUUUCGCGCGGAUUCCCGUCCCACUCCCACCGCUGCCAGGAUCGGAUGGAACAAACCAAGAUUAUCGGCGCAACAGCGUUGACGUCAACGAUAGCGCACAUCAAAGUCUGGGACGAAGCGUCAGCAGUGCGGGAGAGCACCAGAGCGCUGCCAGCAACUGCUUAGAUGUAACCGCUAUGUUGCCCAAGCGGGCGGAGACCUUUGGGGGCUUCGACGCAAAUACACAGAAAGGUGGCGUUCCUUCAGGAUUGCCCCCAUAUCUGACUGCGAUAAAGAAGAAACUCUUCCUGGUCAGCGCCGAAACCGCAGCGGCAAAAGAGCGUACUAAAAAGGAGUCGUCACGAGAAUUCCCCGAAUGCCAUCUGCAAGUUAAGGGCUUGGAGACGCGUCGCCUAAGCGCUCCUCUGUUUAACUCUGAGGGUCUUCUUCCCACUGACAAGUCCCUCCAGCGAAGAAGUGUGACGGGCUUGGACCAACCGAGUCCUUCGGACUCGACAGCUGAUGCCCCACCUGCCACCUUACCUCUUCGACAGCUUGAAGGUCUGACGGCGGUGCCUCUGUUCUUUACCCAUGACCCCCGACAGCAACUCGAGAUCAUUGCCGACCUUACGCACAACCUUUCUAUCAUCAUGUGCUUAUAUUGCCAAAGUGCUUCGUCAAUGGAAAGUCUGCGGCUGCAAGCGACAGAGAUGAGCGAACAGCUGCAGUGUCGGAAUCCGCGCAAACAGUCGUACCGGCCAGAUGUGCAGUUGGAAGAACUACGUAAUUUACAGGAACAGCUGAGUAGUGAGCGGGCCGAAUGGCAACGUCAGUGUCAAAUCGAGCGACAGCAGCUCGACCGGCAGCGAGAAGAAAUCCAGAAACGGGAGGAACAAAUAAAACGUGAUCAAGAAGAUAUUGAGCAGCAGCGAGACUGGCUUUUUAGGAGGCUGGAAAAGUUGGAGAAAGAAAGGGAACGAGAACAGUUUCAACAACAACAACAACAGCAACAUCAGAGCCAACUGCCGAUACAGCCGAUGCAUUUGGUCUUUCAACAGGGGGUGCCGCAACAGCCCGCAACGGCAGUCCUCCAGCAACAAGCUGCUGCGGUGGGCUCCCAUCUGCCACAGCAGCAGCAGCAGCAACAACAGACUACACAUCCCUCGUCCCCUUCGAGUGCUGAGAACUCUCCAAGGAACUCUCUACCAGGACGCACGGUCUCCUCCGCGGACUUGAUGGCGCCCGCGAUGCUGUCGAUCAUGCCCUUCGAUAUGCGUUCGCAUUCAACGUCUUUAAUUCCUUUCCACCUGAGCAGCCUCGGAGGACCCUCUGGGUCGACCGCGACGCCCGCAGCUACCAUUCUUGCCGCAUCGGGAACGGCGUCAGUUAGCGGAAUUAAACCUCAUCGCGGAUCGCCCCCCGCUCCGACCAAAAAUGCAAAAGACGCCCACCAUAAGGAGAGCCAUCACUCCUCCAAUUCACUGCCGGCAGCUCUCACUGGGCUUUCAUCCUUUAUAACGGGACACCACCAUUCAAAGCAUCACCAACAACAUCAUCCACAGCAGCAACAGCAACAACAACAACAACAACAACAACAGCAGCAGCAACAACAACAGCAGCAGCAACAGCAACAGCAGCCACUGCAGAAUUCGCCGCCCCCGAAACAGGUACUUCCGUUACAUUUAGCGAAGCGUGGUUCUCCGCAACGAUCCCAUAGCGCGUCUUCCCAGGCCGCGCCGUCACCCGUUCACGUGCGAGCAGGCUCCAGCCCGGCCAAGGUGCAUUACACUCCACCUCCAUUAACACCUCCGCUGGUCGGAGGUCCGCAACAAGAGCAGUCACAGCCUCCACAGCACCAUAAGCAGUCUUCAUUCGGAGUAGCCUGCAGCCCCAGCACAUCGAGCACAACUUCUUCGUGCAGCAACUCGGCUGUGGCGGGAAUGCCGGUUGAGGCCCACAGUGGCGCCGCUCCCUCUGUUGGUUCCGCAAUGGAUCCUCUUGGUAUCAGCCCUUUGCUGAUUCGAGCUAACACCAUUGAUGACUCGACCGCGCUUCACAGCAUGCAACGGGCUCCGUUCGAUGACGAAAAAGAGAUCUUCUGCUAAAUGCCACCUGACGAAAAUAAGAGAGACGCAAAAAAUACUGCUACUGUUGCCAUCACUAGAGGUCGCGCCGUUGUUGGAAGGAAAAGAAUGAUUGUUCGUCUGCGAAUGACAGCAAAUGCUAUGAACGCCGACAUCAGGCACAGCAGUAACGACGGCGCGUGAUCGACGAUUAGCGCCAGCCAACAGGCUCUUAUCCCAAUCAAUAUCAGUGGAAUUCUGGCAGCUAGGUACAUCAAAAGUAGCACGAUGUUGAAAAUGAUAUAAGAGAAAAGUAGAUCUGAACAGAAAAGAGCAGCUCCACGGCGAGUCUUUACGGCCGGUAGACUCAUUAAGUUAGAGGCAUGUGUGGGCACGUAUCAGUUUGGGUUUCUUGUCAUCUGGGAGCCUACAGGUCCAGUGAAGUCGAUCGGACGAACAAAGCUCGAAGAGAAAUAUUAUAUGAAUAUAAAGCAUGCGCAUAGAUAUAGGUUUGAGCACAAAGCUAUAGAAGAAAAUGAAGAUAAAAAUUAUAAAUACACAUGAAUGUAUAACGAACGAGGAAUAAGCAAAGAAUUGAGAUAGGAAAGACGAUAAAGGAGAGCCUCGGCAGAGCUUAGCGUGUACCGUACCCUGUAUAGUUCACUGUGAUAUAGCAAAACAAGAACACUCCAUACUCUCUACGAAGAUAUAUAUAAAUUUACAAAAUAUAUACAUAAUGCGACAACAUAGGUUAACGUCUCACCAUGUUGAAGAGAAGAGCGAAGACAACUCAGCGUCUCUAUAUAUUUACAUAUGCUUGUCCGCUUAUGAUAAUCCACUUCUAUUUUGAGUAAUAGUAAAUGAAUCGACACAAGAAAACGAAAGGUCGUAACAGAUUUUACAUGUACAAUCAUUAUUGACACAUGGGAGCAUCGAUUAUUGAGGGCUAAUGCUAUAAAUAUACAUAUAUAGAACAUAUAAUGAUUUCUUUCAGUCGUUGUAGCACUGAAAGCAUAAUAUACCUACAACGGGCGAAUCGUCAUACUGUUAGUUAAUAAUUGUUAUUCAGCCAUCCUUAACCCAAUGUGAUGUACACACUAAAAGUUCAGAUUAAAAGCUCAGAAUCAGUAAAUCAGAAUACGACUCGUGGAACCAGAUCAUCGUAACCAAUUUUUGGAGUUUUUCUGUGUUUGUCGAAGGAAACGGCGAUCACCGCUCCUCCAUGUGUCAAAGGUGAUUCAGCGUAUGCUUUGGUAGCUUUGAACUUUCUUGGUAUGAAUAAGUAUCCGUGUACGUCAUUCGAUGGCUACAAGUCGAUCAUUAGAUUGUACUUACAUCAGGUAUUUUCCUGCUUACUAGGACCGCGUGAGACCGUCUAUGUGUGUGUCUGUGUGUGUAUAUGUAAUAAACGAAAAUAUCGACGCGAGCCUGUCUGUCCGCGUGUCCAGCUUUGAUCUCUGCAUACUGUUCCCUGUAGUAUGUAACAAUGGCAAAGAUCUGUUGAAAUUUUCGGCGGUUGUGCGUCGCGGUGUUUCUUGCGUAAGAUGUUUACGCCACGCUCAUCCACUGCAAGCAGUGACCAUUCCGGAAGAUGCAUUGACUUCUGGAACUCUCUUCCAUGGAAGGCUGCACCUGCUAAAAAAAGGUUAAUGACGCUUUGGCGUGAUGUCGGAAGCGAGAAAGGCGACUGGGUUUUUAGUUGGAUUUCACUUUUGCUCCAAACGCUUCGCGCUGCGGCGGCUUCUCCUGAAAUUCAAUACUGACAGGGCAAACUACUUAUUCGGCUCGACUAGCGUAACUGUAAACGGCAGUCACAUGCAGUAAGCAACUUCCGUGUGUCGAGGCUCAGACGGGCUCACUAUGUGUACAGCUUGGCCGUUGGAAAGGACGAAUCGAAGGUUUGGAGUCGGCAUUACUCACGGACCUUUUCGCUGUCGCCUUGUUUUUCGAUAAUCGUUAUGUUAUCAUGAAAAAUAUACCAUCAUGGUAUAUAUAUACAUAAUACAUUAAUAGGUACGCCUAUAGCACGCCAGAAGGUCCAUGCAAGGCGACAAAAACUAUAGAUAUGUAACGUUACUUUAGUGAAAUACAUUUAGCGUUUCAUUGACAUUGAGCGUUGGUCCAUAAACUAGUUGUAUAUCAGAUAUCAUCCGCCUUGGAAGUACUGAAUGAGACUGUUCCCGUCGAAGGCCACUGUGGUCAUAUUAAUUGAAUGUCAGAAGACCGUCGAGACUGAUCUAAUGAAAUAAUCUCUAAAAUAAAGCAAGGUUAUAUUGUAACAUAUA
Molecule: messenger RNA, 11011 nt
Organism: Varroa destructor (honeybee mite)
Lineage: Eukaryota; Metazoa; Arthropoda; Arachnida; Mesostigmata; Varroidae
Gene: cyst
Product: rho guanine nucleotide exchange factor 18 cysts
Biological process (GO): regulation of Rho protein signal transduction
Molecular function (GO): guanyl-nucleotide exchange factor activity
Source: RefSeq, a predicted model, not a curated record